Molecule: messenger RNA, 4143 nt
Organism: Culicoides brevitarsis
Lineage: Eukaryota; Metazoa; Arthropoda; Insecta; Diptera; Ceratopogonidae
Gene: sno
Product: protein strawberry notch
Exons: 14
Coding region: 152-4060 (1302 amino acids)
Biological process (GO): regulation of DNA-templated transcription
Cellular component (GO): nucleus
Molecular function (GO): chromatin DNA binding; histone binding
Source: RefSeq, a predicted model, not a curated record
GUUUUUUUGGCCGGAUAGUGUCGUUUUUUCAACUUUUAAUGCAAACAUAUUAUUUUUAAAAAGUGUAUUUGCAUAAAACUUACAUAAAGUGACAAAAGAAAAAACGUAUUAAUAGACAAAAUACUUCAUUGCUGCGAAAAUUUUGUUACAAAUGGAAAAGGAUAACGUAUUUGAUGUAGACAACUUGAGUUCUAGCGAAUCAGACUUCGAUGAGGAUGAAGAUCCAGACAAAGUGGAAGUACCUGGAGGAGGUAUCGAUUUAGCAACUAUUUCAAAUGUCAAGAAAGCAAAACCAGAGGAAAGCUUGUCUGUACAUAAAAAAAGUAAUCCUAAUGUCGAACCAACAGGUAUGAAUGUAAGCAACACAGCUAUGUUCUCACCAAGUAUGUUUCUAGCUCAAAUGGAAAUGGCUUUAGGAGGGGGCUCUAGUCGAGGAAGUGUACCACAUUUUAAUCAAAUUAUGUUACAAAAUCUGCAAUCAAUGUUGCUUGCAAAUCCAUCUUACUUGACUGGAGGGAUUCCCAACAAAUUACUAUCUCAAAUGUGGACUCCAGAUCUAGCAAAUAAAACUACAACCAAUAUUUCGUCGAUAAACCACGAACCAGAAGAAGAAGAGCCAGAUGACGAAGAAAUAGGUGUGGCAGAAACCUAUAGUGAUUACAUGCCAACAAAAUUGAAACUUGGACGCAAACAUCCUGAUCCUGUUGUAGAGACUGCAUCUCUGUCGUCUGUUGAACCCGCCGAUGUAUAUUACAGUUUAUCGAUACCAAACGAAACUAUUUUGAAUUGUCAACUAAGUGCACUUCAAUUAGAAGCCAUUGUAUAUGCUUGCCAAGCACAUGACCAUUUUCUACCAGAUGGUUCAAGAGCGGGCUUUUUAAUAGGUGACGGCGCUGGUGUAGGGAAAGGACGAACAAUCGCAGGACUGAUAUUUGAAAAUUAUUUAAAGGGUAGAAAAAAAGCGAUUUGGUUGUCGGUGUCCAACGAUUUAAAAUACGAUUGUGAACGAGACUUGCGUGAUAUUGGAGCAUCUCGUGUUGAAGUUUAUUCGUUGAGUAAACUUAAAUAUGCUAAAAUAAAUUCAUCGGCAAAUAACAACAUUAGAAAAGGCGUGAUAUUUGGAACAUAUUCUGCUUUGAUUGGGGAGUCACAAAAUAAUACAAUAAAGUAUAAAAGUCGAUUAAAGCAGAUACUGCAAUGGUGUGGCGAAGAUUUUGAUGGUUUAAUUGUAUUUGAUGAAUGUCAUAAGGCCAAAAACUUGUGUCCAACUGGUUCAAGUAAACCAACAAAAACUGGUUUAACCGCAUUAGCUCUUCAAAACAAAUUACCUAAAGCAAGAGUUGUUUAUGCAUCGGCAACCGGAGCAUCUGAACCCAGAAAUAUGGCGUACAUGGUAAGACUAGGAAUUUGGGGGCAAGGUACACCCUUUCCUACAUUUAAUGAUUUUAUUAGCGCUGUGGAGAAACGUGGGGUGGGUGCAAUGGAAAUCGUUGCCAUGGAUAUGAAACUUCGAGGAAUGUAUAUUGCUCGACAAUUGAGUUUUCACGGCGUCGGUUUUAAAAUCGAGGAAGUUCCUUUAUCUAAGGAAUUUAAAAAAGUGUACGACGCUUCCGUAGAACUGUGGGUUGAAGCUAUGCAAAAAUUUACAGAAGCUGCUGAAUUGAUCGACGCGGAAAGCAGAAUGAAAAAAACCAUGUGGGGCCAAUUUUGGUCGGCUCACCAACGUUUUUUCAAAUAUCUUUGUAUUGCAGCAAAAGUAAAUCACUGUGUGAAAAUUGCUAGUGAAGCAAUAAAAUAUGGAAAAUGUGUUGUAAUUGGCUUACAAUCAACUGGCGAAGCAAGAACAUUAGAACAAUUGGAAAGGGAUGACGGUGAGCUUACAGAUUUCGUUUCAACUGCAAAGGGAGUUUUUCAAUCAUUAGUUGAAAAACAUUUCCCAGCCCCCGAUAGAAGUCGAAUCAGCAGACUUCUUGGAAUAGAAACUGGAGGAAAUAAAACCAUGCUUGAGCGAAUUAUGGAGGAAAAACCAUCAACUAGUACUUCGGAAAAUAAAAGAAAAAAUAGUACAACGCGAGAGUUAUCACAUCGUACCAAGAAAACAAAGCAUAACGAAACAGAUUAUGAAUACGACUCAUCUCAAUCGAAUGCAUCUGAUAGUGAAAGUGACGGAAGUGAUCAUGUAUCAGACAGUAGUGGAAGUAGUGAUUAUAAUCCUUUCGGCUCCGAUUCUGAUUCAGAUGCUGAUCCUUGGGUGGGAAAGCCUAAAAAGGAGAAGAAAGUCAAGUCACCACCAAAAAAAAAAGCUGUUUCGACUCAAGAGAAAAUUCAUGAGCAUAUUACUAAAAAGCAAAACGAUACAAAGCCAAAUAUUUUUCAAGCCAAUGGGUUUUCGAUUACAUUAGGACCUCCACCAAAAGAUGCAAUCGAAAGAGCGUGUGAGAUGAAGGAUGAGCUUUUACUUAAAAUUGAACGACUAGGUGAACGAUUACCACCUAAUACGUUAGAUCAGUUGAUUGACGAAUUAGGUGGACCUGAAAAUGUUGCUGAAAUGACUGGUCGUAAGGGUAGAGUGGUACAAACGGAUCGGGGAAACAUCCAAUACGAAUCCCGCUCCGAACAAGAUGUGUCGCUUGAAAUAUUAAAUUUGACAGAAAAACAAAGAUUCAUGAAUGGUGAGAAAGAUGUUGCUAUUAUAUCAGAAGCAGCGUCGAGCGGUGUAUCUCUACAGAGCGAUCGGCGAGUCAAAAAUCAAAGACGACGUGUGCAUAUUACAUUGGAGUUGCCAUGGUCGGCCGACAGAGCUAUUCAACAAUUCGGUCGAACUCAUCGUUCAAAUCAAGUAAAUGCUCCAGAAUAUGUAUUUUUGAUAUCUGAUCUUGCAGGAGAACGUCGAUUUGCUUCCACUGUAGCAAAACGUUUAGAAUCUUUAGGUGCUCUAACGCACGGUGACAGACGAGCCACUGAAACACGAGACUUAUCACAAUUCAAUAUUGACAACAAAUAUGGAAAAAGUGCACUAGAAUCUGUGAUGAAAACUAUCAUGCAAUAUGAAAAGCCCAUGGUACCGCCCCCUCAAGAUUACAAAGGAGAUUUUUUCAAAGACAUAGCUGCUGCUUUGGUUGGUGUGGGCUUGAUAGUUAACAGUGAACAGAUGCCGGGUGUGCUUACUUUUGACAAAGAUUAUAAUAACAUUUCGAAGUUCCUCAAUAGAAUUUUAGGCAUUCCAGUUGAAUUACAGAAUCGCCUUUUCAAAUAUUUUACAGACACGCUUGCAGCAACUAUACUUCAGGCGAAGAAACUUGGUAAAUUUGAUCUUGGUAUUUUAGAUUUGGGUGCUGCAGGAGAGAAUGUGAAACCGACAAAAAUAAUUAAAUUUACAAGGAAACAUUCAACUGGAGUGGCCCCUUGCGAACUAUAUACUGUACAAGUUGAGCGAGGAAUGAUAUGGCAAGAAGCUAUAGAAAAAUGGGCUGAACUUGCCGAUCCUAAGGAAGGAUUUUAUUUAUCAAAUCAAAUGAGAAAUGAAAAAGCAACUGCAAUUCUAGCUGUCAAGCUUGAAAAUAAUUCAAAAAAGAAAUACGAUAAUACAAAUAAAAGUAAGAAGGAGCAAAUCAUGUUCCAGAUAUAUAGACCAAAUACAGGAUUGCAAAUAAGGCACGAAAGUUUGUUUGAACUCGAAAAAAAAUAUAAAAAAGUGACAUCUGAAGAAGCUGAAGCAGCGUGGACAGAACAAUAUGAUUCUAGUAUAAAUACAUGUUCACAUGCCUACUGGAGAGGAAAUUGUAAAAAUAUCAAUAUGGGCUUAGAGUGUGAAACAGGAUUACGACGUCGGACGUAUCAUGUUUUAGCCGGCACAGUUUUAUCGGUUUGGGCUAGAGUUGAAAAUUUGCUAGCAACUAGGGCUGGCCAAAAUAACAAAAUGCAAGUUAUACGUUUGAGGCCAACAGAAGACAAAAAGAUAGUUGGUACUCUUAUUCCAAAAAAUUGCGUAGAACCUUUAAUCCAAAGCUUAUCAUCAGAUGCAGAAAAGGUCGAAGAGACAACUUUCGAAAAACGUUAGUUUUUUUAAUAAAUUUACUUUAGUAUGUAUUUAGUAAUAAUCAUUAAAUAACUUUGUCAAAAAAAUAAAAUAAAAUAAAAUAA